AUUGUUAGGUUACGUACGAGCGGUAUAUAAUCUAUACAAUUUAUUCAUUGUUACAUAGGCACGCUUCGUAAACGUGUAGUUCGUAUUUUGUCCAUAGUUGUCGCUGAAGUCGUAUACGUUACACGUGAAAAGUGUAAAUAGCCAUAAUUUAUAUUUUGAAUGUUCGUCGAAGCAAUAAUACGUUUAUAUAUCUUUUACGAGACACUGUGUUGAUAUUGUUUUCAUUUCGGUUAUUGAAUAGUCGAUAUUUUUAAGUGCUACACGUUAGAAAUCAUGAAUAAUCUGGAUUUAAGUCAAUUAUCAGAUAUAUCUACCAUAUCGCGAAUUUCUCGAUGUUCGCAAUUAAUGGGUAGAUUAGAUUCUAUGUUACUUUCUAACGAGCUGGAUCAUCAUUCUAGUUUUAUUCAAAAUAGUAAAGGUACGACAAGUACGGAUCAAGAUAUUGAUGAUCUUAAAGAAAUUACGAAAUUGUUUACUAGUUGUCAGAAUAGCAUCAGUGAAUAUGCAAAAGCAAAAUUGAUUCUCGAAUGUACCGAAGAAGUAUGUUUGAAUAAAAAUUCUACACUUUCCGAAGAAACUAUAAAAAAGUUAAAAGGAUUAUUACAAUCAUACGAAAUAAAUAAAAUAAAAGAUCUUUCAAUAACUUUUAAACACACGUUACAAGAUUUAACGAUACUUGGCAUACAAGAUUUUCCUGAAUAUAAAUUGAGUUAUGAAGAAAAAUUAAAUAUAAAAGCUUGUGUAGAAGCACUAAUGCGUGAAAAAGUACAUGAUUUUAUAAUAAAAUAUAAGGAAUUAGGUGGUGAUUUAAAAGAACUCCAAAAAUUAAAUGGGUUUAAUGCUAAUAAUCAUUUACAAGAAACCAAAGAUUUAGAAAUAUUCAAAUGGAAAGAUAAAUUUGAGGAUGUUUGUGCAGAAUAUAAAAAUUGUCUAUCACAGUAUGCAGAUAUGAUGAAUGAAUGGAAAAAAAUAAAAAAUACGGAUAUAAAUGAAGUGUAUAAUAAAAAAGCACAAACCUUGUUAUUACAAUCGCAAAUAGUUGAAAUACAAGCUAAAGUAGCUAAAUUAACUUGCUUAACCAAAAUGUAUACAGAGACACCAACAACGAUCGAUUCGUAUAGAAUAUUAAAUAAAACUUUGGAUGAUAAAUUGUUAGAAAUAAGUAAUGAAAUUAAAAAAAAGGAAGCUCUGAAAAAGCUUUAUCUUGAUUUAGAAAAUACAGAAUAUGAUAAUAUUUUAAAUACAUACUUACAUCUUUGUAAUGCUAUUAAAAAGAAAAAACAGAUUAUGGAAAUGCUUUGA
Molecule: messenger RNA, 1302 nt
Organism: Vespula pensylvanica (western yellowjacket)
Lineage: Eukaryota; Metazoa; Arthropoda; Insecta; Hymenoptera; Vespidae
Exons: 3
Coding region: 274-1302 (342 amino acids)
Source: RefSeq, a predicted model, not a curated record